Phalacrocorax carbo (great cormorant) is the source of this 1854-nucleotide messenger RNA. The record is from RefSeq and is a predicted model, not a curated record. Lineage: Eukaryota; Metazoa; Chordata; Aves; Suliformes; Phalacrocoracidae.
CAAUGCUUUUUCCCCCUGCCACAUUAGGGAGUCUUCGCUUUCAGCUAUAUCCUCUUUCAAAUGAGGAAAACCAUGCAAGGGGAAAUGAGAAAAUGAAAGGGAAAAGAACAAGAAGGAAGAGGGAGCUGGAGGAAUGCACUGGGAAAGAAGGAACACGUCUGCAAGAAAGAGGAGGAAGCCAGCACAGCUCCUCAGCUAGUGGCUGAGCGCCCAGUAUAAACUGGGACUGCGUUCGCACUGGUGUGUGAAGCUGUGAGUCAGACGCAUUCCUCCGUGCAGUGGGCAAAGUGACUCCCUGGGGUCUGGUGCAGGGGGACAGAGCCCACCUCUCCAGAGUUUCUCUGAGCUGAGAGGAAACAGACCUGGGAGAAGGAGAAACCCACUUGUCCACUGAGUCUGCUGGUUUCUGUGGGCUCAGCGAACACUGGAGAAGCAACAAACGAGGAGCUAGCAAAGACCAGAGACGUUUCCUCCUGGCUGGCAGAGGUUAUUUUGCACCUAUCCCCUUCUCAGCCCAUUGGUGGUUAAGGAAAACUACUGGAGCUUGUGAUGGACAAGAUAAGCAAAAUGGACUGGGCAGCUGGAGGUGAGGAAUAGACUUCUCUGGAGUACCCUAUGUCUGCUAAACUCUCACCAUUCUUCCCUCUUGUGUUAAGGCUAGCUGUGUGCCAUACAGCGAGGGGGGAAGGCAGAAGGAAGGAACAGGUCUCUGACAGCCUGACUUGCUCUUGCUUGCCCUACCCAAAGAUGUCUUGUGACCCUUCCCUCAUCAGUGCAAGGCCUGGAGAGGAUCCUGAGGGUGGCAGCUUCUCGGAGGAAAGCAGUGGUGGGGGUGAUGGCAGCAGUGUCCUGGGAGGGGACAGCCCGGUCACGGGGCCGCUGGGUGCAGUGCUGCUGGUCAUGUGCCUCACUGGGAUGGUGGGGAACAUCUACACGGUGGCGGUGGCCUCUGGAUGGGUGGCUGGCCGCUCAGCGGGCUCCUUGGGGGUCUAUGUGAUCAACCUCGCCCUGGCUGACCUCCUGUACCUCUCCACCAUUCCUUUUGUGGUCUGCACCUACUUCGCCCAUGACUGGUUCUUCGGGGACGUGGGGUGCAGGCUUUUGCUCAGCCUGGACCUCCUCACCAUGCACGCCAGCAUCUUCCUCCUGACCGCCAUGAGCCUGGAGAGGUACUGGGCGGUGGCCAGGCCGCUGCAGGCCAGGCGAGCCGGCAAUGCUUACCGCAAGCUAGCCAGCACUGUCCUCUGGCUCCUCUCGCUCCUCCUUACAGCCCCCAUGAUGGUGAUGACCCAGCUGCGGGAGGGGGGUGGCCCCCACAAGCGCAUCUGCGUCCCUACCUGGACACCAGUGGUCUUUCGGUUCUACCUGACAGUGCUCUUCGCCACCAGCGUCCUGGUGCCUGGCAUGGUGCUGGGUGUCGUCUAUGCCUGUCUGGCCCAGGCGUACCGGUCCUCUGCCUGGGGCCCGGGGCUGCCGGCAGCUGGACGGGCCCCCACCCGGCGGCUCUUCUCCAGGAUCUCCACCAUUGUGGUGGCUUACUGGGCCUGCUUCCUCCCCUUCUGGGCCUGGCAGCUGGCUGGGUUGUACUGGGGUGAGGGGCUGGGCAUUGGCCCCGCCACCCAGGCUUAUCUCAACUUCAGUGUCACCUGCCUGGCCUAUGGCAACAGCUGUGUCAACCCCUUCCUCUACACUCUGCUCACCAGCAGCUACCGCCGGCGCUCUGGCUGCAGCAGGAUGGGGACGGCACGGCCCCCGGCACCCUCCCUGGAGGUUGCAGGGGGCUCAGUGGGAGGCCACGACAUCCCCCCAGCUUUCAGGGAGUUUCUGGGGUCUGGGGGGGAAAGCGAAGGGUGA